AUGUCAAACAAUACGCCCAAGCCAAGCACAUCUUCUACCCAGCAGCAAUUACUGCAGCUACACCGCGCCACCAAUCAAAACCAAUUUCGCCAGACCAAUGAUCCGCUCACACCACGAGAAUCAGCCCUCACGAAAGAACUCAAACAGCUACGAUCAAUAAACUCCAAACUCACAUCAGUUGUUGCAGCAAUUGAUUCAGUGAAAACAAACAUGGUUGAAUUCAAUAAUGGAACCACCAAUGCGUUGAUCAUGAUGAACAAAUGGAGUGAUAUCAUUUCGCAAGCAAGUUUUACUCAUGAGAUGUUAAACAAUACCGACUGGCAUCCACAAGAUGAUGAUGAAAAUGAUGACGACGAAGAGGAUGACGACAGAAGAGAUGACGGGUUUGAAAGUCAAGAUACAUUGAGUUUUCAGGCACUGGAUAAGAAUGACGAUGCUGAGCUCGAGUUGUUGCAACGCAAAUUGAUGAAUUAUGAACUGGAAAACAUGGUAUUGAAGAAAAGAUUGGAGAAGGAAGUUAUGGCCAAACAGGAGAAGCGGAGUACGGCUGAAGAGCAAGCUAAUAAGAGAAGGCGCGAGUUGGGAUUACCUGGAGGUACCACUCCGAAUGCAAAACGAAGACCGAUGCGAUAA
Molecule: messenger RNA, 633 nt
Organism: Lodderomyces parapsilosis
Lineage: Eukaryota; Fungi; Ascomycota; Pichiomycetes; Serinales; Debaryomycetaceae
Gene: DUO1
Product: Duo1p
Exons: 1
Coding region: 1-633 (210 amino acids)
Biological process (GO): mitotic cell cycle
Cellular component (GO): DASH complex; mitotic spindle
Source: RefSeq, a predicted model, not a curated record